Molecule: messenger RNA, 2496 nt
Organism: Trematomus bernacchii (emerald rockcod)
Lineage: Eukaryota; Metazoa; Chordata; Actinopteri; Perciformes; Nototheniidae
Gene: nars1
Product: asparaginyl-tRNA synthetase 1
Exons: 15
Coding region: 153-1832 (559 amino acids)
Biological process (GO): asparaginyl-tRNA aminoacylation
Cellular component (GO): cytoplasm
Molecular function (GO): ATP binding; asparagine-tRNA ligase activity; nucleic acid binding
Source: RefSeq, a predicted model, not a curated record
AGUCGAUUGCCGAUCGCAUCGAGCUGCGGCUGUGCUGAUGUAAAGUUGCAUUUCAGCAGCAGAGGAGCAGACCCGACGCACAAUAGCUUCUGUGCUCUCAUUUCCAUUGCUUUAAUACAACAUUAUUUAUCUGUCGUUGGACUAAGACAGACAUGGCGACGGAGAUAACGAAAGGUGUGGAACAAGUUUCAGUGGGAGAGCUGUAUGUGUCGGACAAAUGUGGCAGCGACCAGGAUGGGGACGGCACGGAGGCGAAACCAUUCAAAACUCCUCUCGGGGCUCUGAUGUCCGCGGGGAAGGAGCCGUUCCCGACCGUCUACGUAGAAUCACAGAAGGAGGGAGAGCGUUGGGCGGUGAUCUCUAAGACGCAGAUGAAGAACGCCAAGAAGGCCUUUAACCGCGAGCAGAUCAAGUGUGAUGCCAAAGACAAGAAGGAGGCGGAGGACACCGAGAGGAGAGAGAAGAACAUGGACGAAGCCAAGAAGAUCACCAUUGAGAAGGACCUCAGCCUGCCUGAGCCUGAAACGGUUAAAAUCCAUCAUCUGGAGGCCAAGAGAGGUCAGAGGGUCAAAGUGUUUGGAUGGGUGCAUCGCCUCAGGAGACAGGGAAAGAACCUGAUGUUUAUCGUGCUGAGAGACGGGACUGGUUUCCUCCAGUGUGUCCUGUCUGAUAAACUGUGUCAGUGCUACAACGGCCUGGUGUUGUCCACAGAGAGCACUGUAGGUCUGUACGGCACCGUCACUGCAGUGCCCGAGGGGAAACAGGCGCCCGGGGGCCACGAGCUACACUGUGACUUCUGGGAGCUGAUUGGCUUAGCUCCGGCUGGCGGGGCCGACAACCUCCUGAACGAGGAGUCAGACGUGGACGUGCAGCUGAACAACCGACACAUGCUGAUCAGAGGAGAGAACGUGUCCAAGGUGCUCCGCGUGCGCUCCACCGUCACGCAGUGCUUCAGAGAUCACUUCUUCAGCAAAGGAUACUGCGAGAUCACUCCUCCGACCUUUGUGCAGACGCAGGUGGAGGGCGGCUCCACGCUCUUUAACCUGGACUACUUUGGCGAGCAGGCGUACCUGACGCAGUCCUCUCAGCUCUACCUGGAGACCUGCAUCCCCGCCCUGGGGGACACCUUCUGCAUCGCCCAGUCCUACCGGGCGGAGCAGUCCCGCACCCGCAGACACCUGGCCGAGUACACUCACAUCGAGGCCGAGUGUCCCUUCAUGUCUUUUGAAGACCUGCUGAACAAACUGGAGGACCUGGUGUGUGACGUGGUGGACCGAGUGCUGAAGUCCCCCGCCGCUCAGCUGCUCUACGACAUCAACCCCAACUUCAAACCACCCAAGAGGCCGUUCAAGAGGAUGGCUUACACUGAAGCCAUCGAGUGGCUCCGAGAGCACGACAUCAAGAAGGAAGACGGCUCCUUCUAUGAGUUUGGAGAGGACAUCCCCGAGGCUCCGGAGAGGUUGAUGACGGACGCCCUGAACGAGACCAUCCUCCUCUGCCGCUUCCCCGCCGAGAUCAAAUCCUUCUACAUGAAGCGCUGCGACGACGACAGGCGCCUCACCGAGUCGGUCGAUGUGUUGAUGCCGAACGUUGGCGAGAUCGUCGGAGGCUCGAUGCGUAUCUGGGACGCUGAGGAGCUGCUGGAGGGGUUCAAGAGGGAGGGAAUCGACCCCACCCCCUACUACUGGUACACUGACCAGAGGAAGUACGGCACAUGUCCUCACGGCGGCUACGGUCUGGGUCUGGAGCGUUUCCUCACCUGGCUGCUGAACAGACAUCACAUCAGAGACGUCUGCCUGUACCCACGCUUCAUCCAGCGCUGCAGGCCCUGAAAGCGCACACACACACACACACACACACACACACACACACACACACACACAUAUUCUCACCCACACACACACACCUGGCAUGUGGGACAUUAAAUGUGUUGCUCCAAUAUCAAAUCCAAUCAUACUGUUUUGUCCCUUGGCUGUUUUUCUAUCAAACUACGUCCACAGUUAGAGAUUCCACCUGCUGUGCUCCGCCUCAAACUUUUCCUAUUUGUUCUGACGUGAAACCUGAAUGGGAUAAUUUCUUCCUCUGAUCAUGUUCUAAUUGGUGGAUAAUUAACAAGAAUAAUCACUUUAGUUUCCUGCGAUUGUGUGCAAGUGCUGUUAAAAAAUGUCUCAAUCGAGUUCUUCAGUGGCUGAAAUAUGUUGGUGUUUUCUGUGUGUUAGUUGUGGUGUAAAAACAGUAAAGGCAGGUACACACACUCUCAUCAUUGUGCUGGUAGACCAAUGCUUAAACAUCAAACCAACAGCGCUGCUUUGGUGCACUUUUCAUGCAUUUGGGAACAUUACAAAAGAAAGUGGGUAAAAGAACGUUCGGAGCAGCCUUUGCAUUUCAGGAUUGAUGGUUUAUAUAUGUGAGAAAAACUGUUUGUGUUUCUGCCUCCUUAUUUCAACUACUCCUCAACUCAAUAAACUGCACUGAAAUAAAUGUGAUUCUAACGGA